AUGCUGAAGGAAUUCGAAGUGAACAUCAAGGGGGUUCUGGGUACGUUUGCCGUGCCCCCUUCGGUUGACAAUCCGAACCAUUUGGCGGAAGGUGAAGCCCCAGCCAGCAAGAGAGCCGUGCUUAUUCUCCAUGGUCAGAGCGGACAUCGUAAUUAUUGCUACCAGCGAGACUUGGCUGAGGCUCUAGGCAAGCAAUUGGGGUUGUAUACGUUAAGAAUUGACUUUCGAGGCUGUGGCUCGUCGGCUGAUAACGAUGACCCAUUUUUGGGCCGUACGCUUGACCAAGAUAUGGAAGAUAUACAAGCGUGCGCCGAGUACCUAGUGUCGGGAAACAAUGAGGUGGGCAUCAAGUUUUCCAUUGCUUCCAUAGUGAGCCAUCUGAGAGGCUCAACUGCCAUGCUCCUUUGGGCUCUUCUGCAGCUGGAACCCCAGCAUGAAAAUCACCCACGUCCUGAAAAUUGGUUACCUGUCAAGGUUGAGUCUCUUGUCAAUUGCAGUUCGCGGUUUGAUCUGGCGGCGAUAGCCAAACGGUUUCCAUUGUUUGAUCUUUCUUUUGAUAUGAUGCCGCAAUACUGUUUAAGACAUGGUAAAUGGCAGGAAGUCAUGGUUACUCGCCAUGAACUUUUAUCGCAAGCGCAAACCGAAAUGGAGGAUUUGAAAUACCUCGACCCGUCCGUUCCUGUUCUCUCGAUCUACGGGCUUGAAGAUAGAGUCCUUGAGCCCACAGACCCUUCUGGCAUGGCCAAUGCUUUAUCUCGAGGUCCAGGUACCCACAACAUUUACUUGAUACCUGACGCCGACCACAACUUCCAGGGUCUUCAUCCUAUCGAGACCGAAGUGGAUGCCGAGGAGUAUAACCCUGAUAAUCUUCCUCUCAACAGAAAGAAAUUGGUCAACUACAAUAGCGUAGUUGUUGAACAUAUACUCAAUUACCUUGGCCCCGAUGCUCGAGCGCAACGCAGCAGUGAACUUUGCGGCAAUGUUUCAACCAUUCCCAGGUGGAAACAGGUCGAUGGUGUGUCCAACUUUAGAGACAUUGGAGGCUGGCGUAUCACCAACCCCGCCAGGCAAUUAUCGCAUGUUCCUCCCAAUUCGUUCUACUAUGUCCAGCCUGGAUUUGCUUACCGCGCAGCCAAUAUGAGCUCAAUAACGUCACAAGGGUUGGCAACGAUGCGCAACCUUCGUAUUAAGGUUGUGUUUGACCUUCGAAGUGACAGUGAAUGCCAACAUGAUGGUAUAGCUUCAGACUUGGAACUGGUGGGCAUCACUCGUGUACAUGCUCCAGUUUAUGCCAACGACAACUUUCUGCCAGAAGCAAUAGCAAUGAGGUAUAGCAACUUGAUGUCUUCAUGGCACACAUUUGUCAAGGUUUACCAAGACAUGUUGAAAUUUGGAGUGAAUGCGUUCCGAACCAUUUUCGAGCAUGUCAGAGACAAGGGAACUAGUUUCGUUGUACAUUGUUCCGCAGGCAAAGAUAGAACCGGUAUAAUCGUUAUGCUUAUGCUUUUAUUGACGGGACUUGAUAAGAAUACCAUUGCCCAAGAAUACGAGCUUACGACAAUUGGACUCAAACCCGACCACGAGAGAAUCCAGGAGAAGUUCCUUUUCACCGUGGAGAAAUUUAAGAAGAAAGUUGAGAAUGCCAAUGAGUUAUUGGCAAAGGGCCGUCUGGGAUGGACAAUUGAGAAGGAUGGGUUUGAUAAUCUCAUCAGCUCGAGAUACGAAGCAAUGUUGAACACAAUAGAUCAGUUCCACGAGGACUACGGGUCGGUGGAGAAUUACAUGAAGGAACACUUGGGUUUCAAUGACCAAGAUUUGGUCAAGAUAUACAACAAUUUGGUGACAGUUCUGGCCAAUCCUGGAGGAGCAGACGCUUCAUCCCGGGCCAAGUUCUAG
Messenger RNA from Meyerozyma guilliermondii ATCC 6260, 1896 nucleotides. RefSeq lists its product as uncharacterized. Gene Ontology annotation, molecular function: phosphoprotein phosphatase activity. The coding region runs from base 1 to 1896 and encodes 631 amino acids. Lineage: Eukaryota; Fungi; Ascomycota; Pichiomycetes; Serinales; Debaryomycetaceae. The record is from RefSeq and is a predicted model, not a curated record. The transcript has a single exon. Gene Ontology annotation, biological process: dephosphorylation.